Molecule: messenger RNA, 4460 nt
Organism: Microtus ochrogaster (prairie vole)
Lineage: Eukaryota; Metazoa; Chordata; Mammalia; Rodentia; Cricetidae
Gene: Egfr
Product: epidermal growth factor receptor
Biological process (GO): positive regulation of epithelial cell proliferation; positive regulation of kinase activity; multicellular organism development
Cellular component (GO): basal plasma membrane; plasma membrane; signaling receptor complex
Molecular function (GO): ATP binding; epidermal growth factor receptor activity; epidermal growth factor binding
Source: RefSeq, a predicted model, not a curated record
UCGUCCCGAACCGAGCAAGCUAGACGUCUGGGCAGCCCCAACGCUGCGCGCAGCAGCCUUCCUCCGCUUCCUUCACAGUGCGCUAGCCCCCGGGCUGGCCAGGGCGCCUGGAGUGUGUCCCGGAGGCCACCGCCUCCCAGGCAGACUACAGUUCACCUGGACGGGCGCCUGAGUUCCAGGUCGCGUCGCUGCCGACGCAGUCGCCGCGCAGCCCGUGGGACUCCGUCUGAAUCGGAUUAAUCCCGGAGAGCUCGAAGUUAGCCUCUCCUGGGCAGAGAUGCGACCCUCGGGGACCAUGGGAACCGCGCUGCUUUUGCUACUGGCCGCGCUCUGCGCCGCAGGUGGGGCCCUGGAGGAAAAGAAAGUUUGUCAAGGCACAAGUAACAGACUCACCCAACUUGGCACUUUCGAAGACCACUUUCUGAGCCUGCAGAGGAUGUUCAACAACUGUGAAGUGGUCCUUGGGAACUUGGAAAUAACCUACGUGCAGAAGAAUUAUGACCUUUCCUUCUUAAAGACCAUCCAGGAGGUGGCUGGUUAUGUGCUCAUUGCUCUCAACACCGUGGAGAAGAUCCCUCUGGAGAACCUGCAGAUCAUCAGGGGGAACACUUUAUAUGAGAACACCUAUGCCUUAGCUGUCCUAUCCAACUAUGGGGAAAACAAAACCGGGCUUAGAGAACUGCCCAUGCGGAACUUACAGGAAAUCCUGACUGGCGCUGUGCGAUUCAGCAACAACCCCGUCCUCUGCUACGUGGAUACCAUCCAGUGGAGGGACAUCGUGCAGGAUAUCUUUCUGAGCAACAUGUCAAUGGAAUCACAAAACCAACCGAGAAGCUGCCAAAAAUGCAAUCCGGGCUGUCCAAAUGGAAGUUGCUGGGGAGGAGGAGAAGAGAACUGCCAGAAAUUGACCAAAAUCAUCUGUGCCCAGCAAUGUUCCCGGCGUUGUCGUGGCAGGUCCCCCAGUGACUGCUGCCACAACCAGUGUGCCGCUGGGUGUACGGGGCCCAGAGAGAGUGACUGUCUGGUCUGCCACAGGUUCCGAGACGAAGCCACAUGCAAAGACACCUGCCCACCGCUGAUGCUGUACAACCCCACCACCUACCAGAUGGAUGUCAACCCGGAAGGGAAGUACAGCUUUGGAGCCACCUGUGUGAAGAAAUGCCCCCGAAACUACGUGGUGACAGAUCACGGCUCGUGUGUCCGGGCCUGCGGUCCUGACUACUAUGAAGUGGAGGAAGAUGGUGCUCGCAAGUGUAAAAAGUGUGACGGGCCCUGUCGCAAAGUUUGUAAUGGCAUAGGCAUUGGCGAAUUUAAAGACACACUCUCCAUAAAUGCGACUAACAUCAAACACUUCAAAUACUGCACUGCCAUCAGCGGGGACCUUCAUAUCCUGCCAGUGGCCUUUAAGGGGGAUUCCUUCACACGGACCCCUCCUCUAGACCCACAGGAACUAGAUAUUCUAAAAACCGUAAAGGAAAUAACAGGGUUUUUGCUGAUUCAGGCUUGGCCUGAAAACUGGACGGACCUCCAUGCUUUUGAGAACCUAGAAAUCAUACGUGGCAGAACAAAGCAACACGGUCAGUUUUCUCUUGCGGUUGUUGGCCUGAACAUCACAUCAUUGGGAUUGCGUUCCCUCAAGGAAAUAAGCGAUGGAGACGUGGUCAUUUCAGGAAAUCGAAACUUGUGCUACGCAAAUACAAUAAACUGGAAAAAAUUCUUUGGGACUUCCAAUCAGAAAACCAAAAUCAUGACCAACAGAGCCCAGAAUGACUGCAAAGCCACAGGCCACGUCUGUAAUCCUCUGUGCUCCUCGGAAGGCUGCUGGGGCCCUUCGCCCAGGGAUUGUGUCUCCUGCCAGAACGUCAGCAGAGGCAGGGAGUGCGUGGAGAAGUGCAACGUCCUGGAGGGGGAGCCGAGGGAGUUUGUGGAGAAAUCUGAGUGCAUCCAGUGCCACCCAGAAUGUCUGCCGCAGGACAUGAACAUCACCUGUACAGGCCGGGGGCCAGACAACUGCAUCAAGUGUGCUCACUACAUUGACGGCCCACACUGUGUCAAGACCUGCCCAGCUGGGAUCAUGGGGGAGAACAGCACGCUGGUCUGGAAGUAUGCAGACGCCAACAAUGUCUGCCACCUCUGCCAUCCAAACUGUACCUAUGGAUGUACUGGGCCAGGUCUCCAAGGAUGCCCACUACCAAGGCCCAAGAUCCCAUCCAUUGCCAUAGGGAUUGUGGGUGGCCUUCUCUUCAUAGUUGUGGUGGCCCUUGGGAUUGGCCUAUUUAUGAGACGACGCCACAUUGUCCGAAAACGUACCCUACGCCGCCUACUUCAGGAGAGAGAGCUCGUGGAACCGCUCACACCCAGUGGAGAAGCUCCCAACCAAGCCCUCUUGAGGAUCUUAAAGGAAACAGAAUUCAAGAAGAUCAAAGUUCUGGGUUCCGGAGCAUUUGGCACAGUGUAUAAGGGUCUCUGGGUUCCAGAAGGUGAGAAAGUCAAAAUCCCUGUGGCCAUCAAGGAGUUAAGAGAAGCCACGUCUCCAAAAGCCAACAAGGAAAUCCUUGAUGAAGCGUAUGUGAUGGCCAGUGUGGACAACCCUCAUGUGUGUCGCCUCCUGGGCAUCUGCCUGACCUCCACCAUCCAGCUCGUCACACAGCUGAUGCCCUAUGGCUGCCUCCUGGACUAUGUCCGAGAGCACAAGGACAACAUCGGCUCUCAGUACCUACUCAACUGGUGUGUGCAGAUUGCAAAGGGCAUGAACUAUCUGGAAGAUCGGCGCUUGGUGCACCGUGACUUGGCAGCCAGGAAUGUCCUGGUGAAGACCCCACAGCAUGUCAAGAUCACAGAUUUUGGGCUGGCCAAACUGCUCGGUGCUGACGAGAAAGAAUACCAUGCCGAGGGAGGCAAAGUGCCGAUCAAGUGGAUGGCCUUGGAAUCAAUUUUACACCGAAUUUAUACACACCAAAGUGACGUCUGGAGCUAUGGAGUCACUGUGUGGGAACUGAUGACCUUUGGGUCCAAGCCUUAUGAUGCAAUCCCUGCUAGUGAGAUCUCCUCCAUCCUGGAGAAAGGAGAACGCCUUCCACAGCCGCCUAUCUGCACCAUUGAUGUCUACAUGAUCAUGGUCAAGUGCUGGAUGAUAGAUGCCGAUAGCCGCCCAAAGUUCCGAGAGUUGAUUCUCGAAUUCUCCAAAAUGGCCCGAGACCCCCAGCGCUACCUUGUUAUUCAGGGGGAUGAAAGGAUGCAUUUGCCCAGCCCGACAGACUCCAACUUUUACCGAGCCCUGAUGGAUGAAGAGGACAUGGAAGAUGUGGUUGAUGCCGAUGAGUACCUCAUCCCACAGCAAGGCUUCUUCAACAGCCCAUCCACAUCUCGGACUCCGCUCUUGAGUUCUCUGAGUGCAACCAGCAACAAUUCCACUGUGGCAUGCAUUAAUAGAAACGGGCAGAGCUGUCGUCUCAAGGAAGACAGCUUCUUGCAGCGGUACAGCUCCGACCCCACUGGUGCCUUAACAGAGGACAGCCUAGAUGACACGUUCCUCCCUGCGCCGGAAUAUAUAAACCAGUCUGUCCCCAAAAGGCCAGCAGGCUCUGUACAGAACCCUGUCUAUCACAAUCAGCCCCUGCAUCCAGCAGCUGGCAGGGACCUGCAUUAUCAAAAUCCCCAUAGCAACGCCGUGGGCAACCCUGAGUAUCUCAACACUGUCCAGCCUACCUGUGUCAGCGGUGGAUUUGACAGCCCUGCCCUCUGGGCUCCCAAAGGCAGCCAUCAAAUGAGCCUGGACAACCCUGAUUACCAGCAGGACUUCUUUCCCCAGGAAGCCAGGCCAAACGGCAUCUAUAAGGGCCCCACGGCUGAAAAUGCCGAAUAUCUACGCGUAGCACCAACAAGCACUGAGUUUAUUGGAGCCUGACAUGGAGGGGUGUCACACCAGCUAUAAAAUCUCCAGACUUACCGUUACCCCAGGACCAAGCCAUGGCAGCACCUCCAAACAGCCAUGCCCAUGUUGUGCCAAAUGUCAGACCCUAGGACUGGUUUGCAACAGUAACUUUGAUGGACUCUGUCUUUGAGCCGAGCAGUGGGCCCCUCCCAUGACGUGCUUUGGGAAGUUGAAGGUACAUUUUUUUUUAAUCCUUCAAACUGUGAAGAUUCUACAAAAAGGCAUCCAUCAUGAAUGUAGUCCAUUGGGACGGAAGUUUACCUCAUGGUGAGGUGCACGGGGAAGAAAACACACAUUUGGAGAUUUGCUGCACAGGGACCUUUGGAUUCUUAUUUUCUUUAUUGAUUUGAUUCAUGGGCUCUUCCAAGAAGGAAGGUGCUUACUUGCGGUAUGUAUUACACAGAGUUGCCCGGUGCCAACUGUGACCAGUUGAUUCCACAAGCUCUGCUUUGAGACAUUUCUGUGGCAAGACAACUACAUAUACAAGAAGGCCUGCGUGCCUCAGAAGGCCUGUGUGCCUCAGAAG